AUGGACAGUCUACAGCUCCCCGAUAUCAACGACUUGUUGGUAACAGCAGACAACCCAGCGAGAGCCGACGUAUCAGGAAUGGACCACGAGCGAUGCGCAUCUCUGCACAACUAUCUGAUGCGCUACGCCUGGGCAGCCGAAGGCCGCUCACUAGCCGAUCUAGACGGGAACAAUGCCACAUUCUUCACCACCCACGGCGACGCCGCCGAAGCUCUUCGUCCACGACUUGGCCAAUCCCUCGCAAGAUUCCUAGAAACGGCCAUCUUGCCUCCCGCAAAUGCAGACGACCCGCCGCCUUUCUUCUUCUGGGCUGCCGGCAUGGCCGAACCGGAAGGCCUCUUUGACAACGGUACAUUCGACUUAUUUGACGAGCCCGAGGACGCCUUGGUCUGCCUAUAUCCGGCCAUCGACGGCCAGGGAGGCGGGUCUGGCGGUGGUUUGUGGUAUCACCAGCCCACUCACCGCGCCGCCUUCUUCAUGAGCCAGGUCGACUAUGAAUUUGCGCUACCCGUUAACGAGGGGCAGCAUGCCGCGCUGUGGCAUCCGCUCGAGACUGUCCUCUCCAACUGGAUCAAUCUCAUUCGCCUGGGAAAGGCCAAGGUCACACCUCACGACACGCCCUCCCAGUAUGGCAGCGAAAAGAUUGGCGGGCGCUGGGAGUGGCGACCAUACGGCGACGCUCAGGUAGCUGAUUGCAUUGCCGCGUGGGAUCGGCUGUGCGACGCCAUCAAGGCACGCAUACCAAAUGUGACAGACCAGCCGCAGUCUAAACCGUUACUCACGCCCGCUGUGCUUGAUGCAGCAUCAGUACCGGACGGUUUUGCACGCGUCUUUCUGACCCGCGCCCGUCGGCCUCGGUUCGGCCACAUCGCUCCGGGCCUCGCCUUUCCUCCUUCAAACGCAGCCGAGUUCACUUCUUUGCAGCGCUUCGCACCGCAGCAGCGACGGGGGCCGCAGGAUAUCCCACCUGUCUGUCUCUUCCCCGCCGCGCAAAGUGGGCUCGAGGCCGACGUGACUGGGUCUUUUAACCCAUUUCCAAGUUACUCGGAUCUAUCCCGAGUCCCCGCUGGUGUCUAUAGCGAGUCCAUCUCAAGGGAUUCCUACGACAACGCCGAAGAGGGGUUCCGGCUGCUGUUACCAUUCGGUUUACAGGGUUAUGUUGGGGAUGAGGAGGAUGUAGCUGGCGCGCGGAAGAGUGACGGGUCUUUUGUCGAGACGGGUAGCGUGGCUGAGCUCUACCAGCAUGGAUACAAGCCGUUUGGCGGCGACCAGAACCGCCCUCAACGCCUGGAACGUCUUCUGAAUCAUUGGCGCGGGUUAGUUGACGAGGGAGUCUGGCGUGUAGGGCCGCAGGGGGUUGAAGGCUCCAUUGAGACUUUUCGGGAGGCUGACACGACACAUUGGCGCAACUAUUACAUCUCACCGAGUUGGUGA
Messenger RNA from Colletotrichum phormii, 1434 nucleotides. RefSeq lists its product as uncharacterized. The coding region runs from base 1 to 1434 and encodes 477 amino acids. The record is from RefSeq and is a predicted model, not a curated record. Lineage: Eukaryota; Fungi; Ascomycota; Sordariomycetes; Glomerellales; Glomerellaceae. The transcript has a single exon.